AUGAAAAAUAAUAUUAUUUUUUUCUUUAUUUCAAUUUUAUUAUAUACAAAUACUUUAGGAUUAUUUCUAGAUUCUGUUAAAAUUAAAAAUGUUGAUGAGUUUUCAGACACAUUAAAAGAAAUAUCGAAAAACUUACCCACAAAUAUUAAUCAUGGCUUUAAUAGAAUUUCUCUAUUACUUCCAGAAUUAUCAUAUGCGAUUGAAUCUCAAGAAAAUGAUAUUGUUUUAAUCAAAGAUAAAGUUAUUUCUAUUAGAAAGUAUAAAUAUAAACUAUUUAAUAAAAUAAAUUUAACUUAA
Molecule: messenger RNA, 297 nt
Organism: Dictyostelium purpureum
Lineage: Eukaryota; Evosea; Eumycetozoa; Dictyosteliales; Dictyosteliaceae
Exons: 1
Coding region: 1-297 (98 amino acids)
Source: RefSeq, a predicted model, not a curated record